Molecule: messenger RNA, 1202 nt
Organism: Magallana angulata
Lineage: Eukaryota; Metazoa; Mollusca; Bivalvia; Ostreida; Ostreidae
Product: tyrosine--tRNA ligase, cytoplasmic-like
Exons: 6
Coding region: 1-696 (231 amino acids)
Molecular function (GO): tyrosine-tRNA ligase activity; tRNA binding
Source: RefSeq, a predicted model, not a curated record
AUGUUGCAUCGAAUUCCCGCAGAGGUACAUCCAGGGGAUCUGAAGGCCUCCGUGGAGAGAUAUUUAAAUGAGUUGCUGGAACCAAUCAGGAAAGAGUUUGAAUCGGCAGAGAACAAAAAACUGGUGGCCCAGGCUUAUCCAGUGGAGAAGAAAAAGAAACCCGGUCAGCAGGGAGGUGAAGCGGGCGGCUCCGAUGAACUGGUUCCCUCUCUGUUAGAUCUACGAGUCGGCAAAAUAUUGGACGUCAAAAAGCACCCUGACGCUGAGUCACUGUACGUGGAGACAGUUGACGUGGGGGAGGGUGAACCGCGGACCGUGGUCAGUGGAUUGGCGGGGCUCUACCCCAUGGAGGAUCUACAGAACAGAAUGGGGGUGUUCCUGUGUAACCUGAAGGCUGUCAAGAUGAGGGGCGUGGUGUCACAGGCCAUGCUCAUGUGUGCCUCAGUAGAUGACCCCCGGGCCGUGGAACCCCUAGACCCCCCUCAAGGUAGCACCCCAGGGGACAGAGUGAUGUUUGAGGGACAUGAGCAGGGAAAACCAGAGGAGGAACUCAAACCCAAGAAGAAAAUCUGGGAGAAACUACAGGUGGAUUUGAGAGUGAAUGAGAAAAGUAUAGCAGAAUGGCAGGGCAAUGUAAUGAAGACCAAGCUAGGGAAUGUUACAGCCAGCAGUCUAAAGUGCGUACCGAUAAAGUGACGGAACAAGCCUGAAUAUAGACUCAAAUUAAUACAUGUAUCUGGAAAAAGUGCUCCAUUAUUUAUUGUUUCUGACUGACAGAAACCAGUUCUUCAAGACAUAUUCUAUCCAUGGGUUUUUUUUUUUACACCAGACUUUUUCAUUUUCAGUUCUACUCAUGUAUUUUUUUUAAGGUAGGGGGAUUGGAGUUUGAUUUAUUAUUGAAUCAGAAUGUGAAAUGAGAGACCCUUGAAUGUUUUCUGGAGGAAAUUUACCCAUGAAUAUUUUGCUUUCAUGAAGAAACAAACUUUCUUUAUAAAACAAGUAUUACAUGUAUUAUUUUGUCAUGCUCAGUAGGUAUUUUUAAUGUCCUAUGUAAUACAUGUACAUGUUGUUUUUACUUCGCAAGAAAGUUCAUGCACCUGAUAAAGGGUCAUAUGUUGAAAAUAAAUUUUGUCAAGCUAUUUUGAGAUAAAAUGAUAUUCGAUGAUUUUAUUGAUUUGUAAUAAAACAUGUGUCCACCUGUA